Molecule: messenger RNA, 723 nt
Organism: Eimeria maxima
Lineage: Eukaryota; Apicomplexa; Conoidasida; Eucoccidiorida; Eimeriidae
Product: DNA polymerase , related
Exons: 3
Coding region: 1-723 (240 amino acids)
Source: RefSeq, a predicted model, not a curated record
AUGGCCGGGGCGGCUGCAGUUCGGGGCGGGGCGGUUGCCUCUGGAGGGUCCCCUUCUGAAAUGACUUCCUCUGUGCUGGGAUUUGAAAAAUCGGGGCCAUCCCGCGCCGCUGCUGAAGAUGUGUGGGCGCGUCUCCUUAAGAGUUGGCGUCGGGAGGACACCCCAAAGGGCUGCAACCAGCUAAGGGGAACGGGCGAAGAGGAUUUGAUUUUCUUCCAGCUGGACGUCGCCGCAGCGACAGCAUUUCGACAUUCCGUGCCGGAGACGAUCUUGCAGCGGCCUCUUAAACUGCAACAGGAAGGGCUCUCUAAUGGCGCUGGGUCAGCAACAGCGAUGGCACCAGGUGCCGCAGCAGGUGUGAACGGAACACCAGGAGGAUCAGCAGGAGCACCAGUUCGUCCUCCACCCAGCAUAGUGACUGCCUCUUCGCUGUGUGCAGCAGAGGCGGCGCGGGGAAACACCACUUUCCCGAUGGUUCGCCUUUACGGGGUAACCGCUGGGGGGCAGUCGGUUAUGUGCAACGUCCACGGCUUCUUCCCCUACUGCUAUUUCGAAUGCCCUGGGCCUCUGGCUGCAGCCAUGCGAGCUGCUGCUCCCGUCGCUGCGGCACCUGGUGGUUAUGGUGCUAGUGCUGCAGCGCAGGGCAGCUGCGGGUGGCAACAAAAUGCUGUCACCGAGGCACUUCGUACUACAAUAGACGUAUGCCAUUACUACUGCAGUUGA